AUGACAGCUGCUGAACGGUUGUUUAAGGCACUCUUUACCUAUUUUGAUCAGAUCUUGGCUCAAGAUCAAGAUCCAGUCACUGUCGAUCCAGACAGUUGGGAGCUCUAUAAACGACUUGAACGCACACUAUACCCUUGGAUCUACCCUUAUUGGGACAAUGCUUUCCAUAUCAACAACCAAACACAAGGAAAGGGGAUUGUGUUUUGUGUUGGUAAUGAUCAGUUUAAGUUUGCAGCUACUUCAAUUCGUACAUUGCGUGAGGUGCUUAACUGCACAUUGCCAAUUGAAGUAUUCUUUAUCCGAGAAAGUGAUCUUUCUCUUGCCAAACGCACUUAUUUGCAAACUGAAUUUGACAACAUUUCUCUUAGAAAAUUGGAAAACUAUGUAAGCUAUUAUUAUACACGCUUUGGUGGAUGGGCCAUGAAGCCUUUUGCUAUGUUGGCAUCUUCUUUUACAGAAGUAUUGAUGGUAGAUGCAGACGCUUUUUUUCUUCAAGACCCAACCAAAUUGUUUCGCGACGAAGGAUACAAAUUGACGGGCAGUUUAUUCUUUUAUGAUCGAACCCUGUUUGCCAACUGGGAAAAGGGUGCAGAUUGGCUACGUUCAUUUUUACCAACCACAAGCAACCUUGUGCCUAAAUCGCGUUGGUUUAAAAAGACGUCUUCGCAUGAACAAGAAUCUGGUGUUGUCCUGAUGGACAAACAAAAGGCUCUUUUAGGCCUGUUGUCUACAUGUAAAUUAAAUGGCAUCAAUGAACGUGAUGAAGUUGUCUAUAAACACAUUCAUGGCGAUAAAGAGACUUUUUGGAUAGGAUUUGAAAUUAUGCAGACAGCUUAUACGUUUAUCAAAUCCUACGGUGCUGUGAUUGGUGGUAUGGGCAGAGGUGGUAGUGAUGGAGAGCCCACACAAGUAUGUGGUAUUCAUCUUCACCUUGAUACUACAGGCAAACCACUAUGGCUAAAUGGUGGUCUCUAUAGAAACAAAUACGCUCAAGAGUUGGAAUAUCUUACAUUCACGCAUUAUGCAGAGGGUGAGGAUUGGGAAUUUAGUACAUUUUGUAUUCGAGAUACAGAUAAAAUUCACCCACUUGAUCCUGAACAAAGAAGAAUCGCUUUAGCAGCCAUAGAAAUCGAUAAGCAAAGAGUAAAAGAUGAAGAAUUGAUCAACCAAGGCCAGUGGCGGCCUAAACAAAACUAA
This is a messenger RNA of Gilbertella persicaria, 1197 nucleotides long. Its product is annotated as mannosyltransferase putative-domain-containing protein. The transcript has 2 exons. Gene Ontology annotation, cellular component: Golgi apparatus. The record is from RefSeq and is a predicted model, not a curated record. The coding region runs from base 1 to 1197 and encodes 398 amino acids. Gene Ontology annotation, molecular function: alpha-1,3-mannosyltransferase activity. NCBI's taxonomy places the organism in Eukaryota, Fungi, Mucoromycota, Mucoromycetes, Mucorales, Choanephoraceae. Gene Ontology annotation, biological process: protein O-linked glycosylation.